Messenger RNA from Amyelois transitella, 4773 nucleotides. RefSeq names its product tectonin beta-propeller repeat-containing protein (gene Pex23). Bases 261 to 4067 code for a protein of 1268 amino acids. Lineage: Eukaryota; Metazoa; Arthropoda; Insecta; Lepidoptera; Pyralidae. The transcript is spliced from 6 exons. The record is from RefSeq and is a predicted model, not a curated record. Gene Ontology annotation, molecular function: carbohydrate binding. Gene Ontology annotation, cellular component: membrane.
UUGCGCCAGGCAUUACAGAGUGUUUGGAGUUGGACAAUCAAUGUUCACUCACCUCUUGAGAACUUUUUCCGAAGUGCUAAUAAUGUUUAUUUAUUAUAGCUAAUGAAAGUUUCCAUUCUCAAAAAUUCAAUCAGUGUUUAAUUUUAAUAUUUUAAAAUAAUAGGAUGAAGCUUUCGUACAAUUACCCCUUCUAAUAUCCAUCAACGUUGAUUACAAUGUAUAUAAGUUAAACCUAAGUUUAAAGUAUAAAUUUACCCAGAAUGUCAGGAAGUAGUUCAUUAUUGUUUUCUAUUAACAACGAAGGCAAAGUCUACGCCCUAUCGACCACCGGAUCCUGUUGGAGAGAAUUUAUGUAUCUUGGUUUGGAGUUCAAGACUUUGUCUGCUGUACCACAUUAUUUGUGGGCUGUUGGUGGUGAUAGACAGAUAUAUCUACAUGUUCAUGGAUUAGAAAUUCCGAUUCGAGUGAAAGAAGAGUCUUAUGAAAAUGAAAGGUGGUUACCAUUGGAAGGUUUUAGUGGGAGAUUGCUACCAACUGACAGAUACCAUUUUUCUUCCCAAGAUGGCACCAAAGACCGGUCAAUAGAUCAUAUUAGGCUUCCAUCCAUGGCUUGGCAAUGGGAAGGAGAUUGGCAACUUGAACUCACACUAGAUGGACAGCCAUUAGAUCAUGAUGGAUGGAGCUAUGCAGUUGAUUUUCCUGCUCAAUUUGGUGCUGUGAAGCAGUGGAAAUCAUGUGUAAGAAGAAGAAAGUGGAUACGCUAUAGAAAAUUUAGUGCAAUGAACUCCUGGUGUGCCAUAGCUCCUUUGCACAAAGAUCCCACUCAAGAACCUUUUAUAGAUGUAAGUAUUGGAGGAAAUCAGAUCCCAUAUGCAGCUCCUGGCACUUUAGCUGUGUGGUCAAUUACUGCACAUGGAAGAGUAAUGUUUAGGUCAGGUGUAAGUACAACGUCUCCAGAAGGAUUAAAAUGGAUUAAUAUAAGCAUUCCACCAAACUGUGAUAUUAAACAAAUAUCAGUGGGACCGCAAGGCCUUGUUUGGGCUCUGCUGUGGACUGGUAGAGCAAUUGUUAGAAAAGGAGUAACUAAAGACUGCCCAACAGGAGAAGCUUGGUUGGAAGUAAAAUCUCCAGUGGAAACAAAACUAUCUGUUAUAUCUGUUGGAUAUAAUGUUGUUUGGGCCACUAGUUCAGAUGCAAGGGUAUGGUUCAGAAAAGGUAUUGAGGGCAAUGCAGCAGGUAAUUCUGAAACUGCCGCAAUGGGUACAGGAUGGCUCGAAAUCACAGGAAACAUGGUGCAUGUGUCAGUUGGAAUAAAUGACCAAGUUUUUGCUAUUGGGGAAACUGACAAAUGUAUAUAUUGGCGAGGUGGUAUUACUCCAGCUGAACUUACUGGAAAACGAUGGAGAAUGGUUCAAGCUAAUAUGCAACUAAGUCGUACAUCUAGUUCAGCUAGUGUUAUUUCAUCAUCUUCAAAUGCAAAACAUCACAGUCUUAGUAUGUUAAAUGAAACAAUUCCAGAACUUAAGACUAAUAUUCAUUUGCAAAAUUCAUGGGAGGAAUCCCAUUCAGCUCCUAUUGAGCACACUUUGCCCAUUAAACCUCCAAAAGAGAUACGGUCAAAGGGAAAUACUAAUAUUGAACAAAUAGACUUAACAGGUAAAAGUUAUGAGACAACUUUGAAAAAUCCCCGUGCUUGGAGUCCAGUACGUAGUGUUGGAUCAGUUGUUGGUAUGGAAGCUCAACCAGACAGUGAUAGCAGUGUAUUUGAUUUAGAUUCUGGUAUGUAUUUUGAUGAAGAAGUUAGCCAAACUGCAUGGGGGACAUGUGACACAACCUGGUCUUUUGUUGACGCCGGAGCUUGUUCUGUGGAUACAGUACAAGUACCUCACUGGUUUGCAGAUUCACAUAAUGCACAUAAUUCAGACUUAAGUGCCACUUGGCGGCUUCAUAUUCUAAAUUCUCUGAAAAAUCGAAAUAAUUAUCAAAACAUAGAUCUAACUAACUAUGGAAUUGCUAUUGAAGAAAAGGGCUGGACACGCAGCUGUGAAGCAAGGCUAGUCGGUUCGAGUAAUAAUUUAGAAGACUGCAUCUUAUCACUGUAUUGGCAUGCUUCAGAAAAUACUGGAACUUUGUCAGUAUUUCAGCCUGAUGGCACUAUCCAAUUUAUACUUAAUUUGAGAGAAGUCAACUCUGUAUUUACUUUAUCAGAACCUGGAUGUCCAAGAAUUAUAUUAUCAGUGCCAAGGAAUAGCAAAAAUAUCAUAAAAAUACAGUUUAUAUCUGAAAUGGAACAAGAAGAGUGGCUAAGUGUUUUAGUACGUAUAAUAUCAGAAAUUAAUGGACUAUCAGGGAAACCAUCUGCAAGUUCAGUGUGGUCAGUAGCAAGUUCUGGUGAUAUUCUUAGUUGGGAUCCUUUGCCAACAAAACUUAACAGUGAGAAAAAUGGUAUUUAUACCAAAGAAUUUCAAGUGUUUGGUAAAAAUAUUUUACCAGGUUAUACCAUAAAUUUGAAUAACAAUUUCGCCCCUGGAAGCACUCUGAAAGUAACUGGUUGCCUUAAUGAUGAUAUUAAAAGAUUUCACAUUAAUCUUCAAGGUCCAGAAGUUAAAAGACAAAGACACAGAAUUGAAACUGAAGUUACCGAAAUUCCUCUCCAUUUUGAUAUCAGGUUUGAUGAAAGUGCUGUGGUUUGCAAUACAAAAACAUCUGGUAGUUGGGGAGUCGAAGAGCGACAUCCAUUGCCAUUUUCACGGGGACAAGAGUUUUUGAUUAUAGUAAAGUGUAGUGCACAAACUUUUAAAAUAAUUGUGAAUGAUAGUACAUUUUGUACUUAUGAGCACAGAUUGAGCCCAGAAAGUAUUACUGCAAUUGAAAUACAAGGAUCAGUAAAACUAUAUAGUAUGGAGUUCUCUUCAACAAGUGUUAUUAUAGGAUCAGAUGAAAUGGUUUGGCGUAUGAUUGGUGGGUAUCUCCGCAAGGUGGAAACUUGUCAGAAUGGUGUAGUGUGGGGAAUAUCUCAUGAUCAUCGUGUUUGGUUAUAUACAGGAGGAUGGGGUGGUGGUAUGUUAAAAGGGUUGAAUGGAAAUGAGGGCAUAAACUCCAUGACAGACACCCAAACUUAUUGUGUAUAUGAAAACCAGAGGUGGAAUCCAAUUUCUGGUUACACUUCAACUGGUCUCCCUACUGAUAGAUAUAUGUGGAGUGAUAUUACUGGCAAACAAAAGAGGACUCGGGAACAUACCAAACUUAUUAAUCGUCACUGGCACUGGGUAUCCGAGUGGAUGAUUGACUACAAUACCCCUGGAGGAGUAGAUAAUGAUGGAUGGCAAUAUGCUACGGAUUUCCCAGCUCCGUACCAUGGAAAAAAGAUUUUUACAGAUUGUGUUCGGCGGCGAAGAUGGUAUAGAAAGGCACAAGUAAUCACAGAGGGACCUUGGCUCCGAGUGGGAAGUACCGCCUUACUGGAUAUAUCAUUAUGGAGCAACAAUGACGAUGUUGUGGUUUGGGGUGUGACCCUAGCUGGCGACGCAAUUUAUCGUACUGGGGUGACUACUUCAACUCCAUCGGGCCUUCACUGGGAAAAUAUAAAUAAUCCUCAGAUGUUGAUUGCAAUAAGUACAUGCAAUCAAAUUGUUUGGGCCGUGGGAAGAAAAGGCGAGCUCUAUUACCGAGAGGGUAUUUCUAAAGAAUCGCCAGGGGGAUCUAAUUGGAAGCUAAUUGAGUCUCCGAAAAAUACCUACCCCAUCAGUCACAAGUCAUCUGUAGGAGCAAAAUCAGUAUCCCUAAAUCAACAUGCUGCUUGGGUUCUGUUAUCAAAUGGUGCUAUUGUUAUAAGAUCAGACAUUUCGGAGGAUAAUAAGAACGGAAAGCAAUGGAAAUAUUUAUCAGAUUGUGAUUUAUUCUUCAAAAAUGUGUCUGCAAUGGGAAAUGAGGUUUGGGCCAUAAGUGUUGAAGGCGCGCUGUAUAGGAGACUAGGCGUGACGACGGAGAACGCGACCGGCUCGACCUGGCAACGCGUGCUCUCCGGGCCCGUGGUGCACGUCACCGCCAGGGGCAGCCCACCUUAACCAUUUAUGAGCAAUGUCUGUCGUCUAUGUAUGAUCUCCCAGUGGUGAUAUUAGCUGCUGAGUAUAUUCGUGAUAUUUAACUUCCAUUUUAUUUUUAUACUCAUUUUACAUUUCUUUAGCUUUAUGUAGAUACUACUUAAUUAAUUUAAGCGUAAAUUGAAUUCCUAUAGCUCAUAAUCCCUCAUACAAUGGGAUUUUAAUGACCAUAAAGAUUUUAUUUCCAAAGAUUGAAGUUUAAUGCAAUUUUGAUAUAAUUUGAAUUAAUUUAAUAUGUUAAUUGGCGUCGGCACCUAAAAGACAUUAUUUUAUAGUAAUUCCUUUAUAAAAUUCUAUUAAAUUAGCAUAAAAUUCAGUUGUUCUAGUCAUUACUGAUAAUUGUGUGUAAACAACUGCUUUUGCUUGUAAAGUAAAUAAAACAAAGUAUUAUUACACCUUCAGGUCUUUCUUUAUUAAGAAUCUCUCAAGUGUUUUACAUUUUUUCGUGUAGUCGACACAGAACAAAAUAAAAGAUUCGACUAUAUCCCUCAUUAACUUGCAAUAUCUUUAUAGUCGUAGUUUAAUUUCACAAAAUUGUCUUGAAUAACCACUGUGGAUUAUUUCCAUUUUUUUAAUGAGCCAAAUGAAAAAUUUAUAGGAAAUGAAUGCAUGUAAAAAGAAAUCAAAUACAUGAUAAGAUUCACUUCUUGGGAAAAAUGGGAACAAAAUU